This is a messenger RNA of Diaporthe citri, 2040 nucleotides long. RefSeq lists its product as uncharacterized. Lineage: Eukaryota; Fungi; Ascomycota; Sordariomycetes; Diaporthales; Diaporthaceae. The transcript has 2 exons. Gene Ontology annotation, molecular function: protein tyrosine/serine/threonine phosphatase activity; mRNA guanylyltransferase activity. The coding region runs from base 1 to 2040 and encodes 679 amino acids. Gene Ontology annotation, biological process: dephosphorylation; 7-methylguanosine mRNA capping. The record is from RefSeq and is a predicted model, not a curated record.
AUGGCCAGCUCAAGCGGCUCCGUUGUUGGCAACACCAAAGCCGGCAAGGCCAUCAGCAACCUGAUCCAACAGAUCCAGGUGCUCCCUAAUUCCGGUUCUCGUGCCACGGUCCUUUCGGCGACCGCUGCCUUUGCCGCAAUCUUAACGCUCUGGUGCUGGAAACGCAUGGCGUCAACGAGUCCAACCCAGGCUCAUACACCCAGUCCUCAGUCAGGAAACCAUGACGCGAGAACAACAGACCCCGACCUCCUCAGGAAUAACUCCGAGGUGAGGUCUUUCAGCACAAGCCGCUUUGUCUAUCCUGGCGUUCGCGUUUUCUUCCACCCUCACGCCAAGCUGGAUGAGAUGCCGAAAGACCCGGCCCCUUUGCCGCUGUUGGUAUUCGUCCACGGACUCGGUGGAUCUGUGGCGCAGUUCCACCCUUUGCUGAAGAGCCUGACGCACAACUCCUCGUGCCUUGCGGUAGACCUGCCAGGCUGCGGUGUUUCUGAGUUCGCACCGACAUCAUGGGAUGCGUAUACGAAUGAAGCGCUGGUCGAGUUGCUGGACACGAUCAUUAAUGAAUAUCGAGAUGAGAAACCCGGCCAAGGGGUCAUUCUGAUCGGCCAUAGCAUGGGCUGCGCACUCUCAGCGCGUCUCGCUUCUCCCGGCUCGAGCCAGGUGGCUGACCACGUAGUUGGUCUUGUGGCCAUUUGUCCGCCCGCUGGGCCGCCUACGGAGGCGCAAGUGAACACAUUCAGAAAGUUGCUCUGGAUACCUACACAGAUUUUCGAUCUAUGGAGGGCAUGGGAUGCCCGCGGAGGAGCUGAAAGUGCCAGCGUCAGGAGAUUCGUCGGAGCGGAGGCAGACAUCGAGUCUAAAAAUUCUCAAUUCCGCUUCAAUCGUCAAAGCAGGACUCCGGUCUGGCGGAGGAUGGCGUGGGGCAGCCUACCGGUGUACGAGCACGGCGUUCCGAAGGGCGGCAUCGCAGGCAAAGAGGUCUGGGCCUCGCUUAACGUGCCUUGUUUUCUGCUCGGAGGGGGCAACGACACUGUGACACCGCCUGAGGCAAUCGACAAGAUCGUUGAGGUUUUGAACGCAGGAACAGCUCCUUCACUAGACGGCGCAAACGAGAGCAUCCAGCCCAUUGUGGAUGCCGCUGCUCCGGUCGAUACCACCAUGGCGACUUCGACGCCAGCCCGUCGCAUCGAAGAGAUACGGGACGAGGACUUCCUUCGACAGAAGAAGAAGAAGACCAACGACGAUGACACUUUCGAGGACCCUUCUACGCCCCAAGAGCCACCAGCCGUUGGCCUUCCUUCCCAGCCUCAGCACCCCGAAAAAAUGGUAAAAUCCAUGAUCUUGCCGCGUGGGACGCACGCCAUGGUCUACACCCAGGACUGUUCCCACAUUCUCGCAUCCAUCAUCUCGGACUUUCUCUCGCAGCAUGUCACAGGCAGGCUAUCUCGUAGCUGGCAGCUGCAGUAUCUGAACAAGGAGUCGAAGUGGGAUGUGAAGAACCUGGCCAAAUGGCAGGGCGUCGAACCGGUCUCAAAGCCUAUUGCAGGCGUUUUCCGCGCGAUGAAAACAUUCCGAGAGGUCGACGACGAACACUCGCCCGUCAAAUUUGCCGAGAAAUGGGGUGACAUCGUGAAGGAUGUGAUUGACAUCUCAAAAGAUACGCCUGUGUACGAUCCGGCGGGGCUCGAGCGCGCCGGUGUGAGGUACCACAAGUUCCCGACCGUGUCCAAGAUCCCGCCGACAGACCACGAGGUGGACGAGUUUAUCAAGCUCGUGGAUAGGCUGCGCGAGAAGCACAGGACUCGGGCAGCCGAGGAGGGCUGGGCCGAGAGCGCUGAGUACGCCAUCGGCGUGCACUGCCACUAUGGCUUCAAUCGGACUGGAUAUUUCAUAGUUUGCUACCUGGUCGAGCGGUGCGGGCUCGGGGUCAAGCAGGCCUUGGAUACAUUUGCCGAGAUGAGACCUAAGGGGAUAAGGCAUUCUCACUUCAAGGACCAGCUGUUCGUCAGAUAUUCCGAGCUGAGGUCACACGGCGCAUGA